Messenger RNA from Helianthus annuus (common sunflower), 562 nucleotides. RefSeq names its product copper transport protein ATX1. The record is from RefSeq and is a predicted model, not a curated record. Bases 202 to 432 code for a protein of 76 amino acids. The transcript has 3 exons. Gene Ontology annotation, molecular function: metal ion binding. Lineage: Eukaryota; Viridiplantae; Streptophyta; Magnoliopsida; Asterales; Asteraceae.
CGAACCUGAAACAUUUCUGGUUGCUUGAAAAUGUCGUUCUAGCUAGCGACCAACCAACCGUCACAAAAACGAUUUUCCCCCUUUUCUCUUCCGUUAAAGCAUACCCCUAUAUAAACAAUCAUAUCAUCAACCUCCACUGAACCAAUCAAUCAAUCCAUUUAUCCUUUCAAUUUCAUUAACCUAAUCCCAAAGUCUUCACCCAUGUCUCAGACUGUUGUUCUUAAGGUUGGUAUGUCGUGUGGCGGCUGUGUUGGGGCCGUGAAGAGGGUUCUUGGCAAAAUGGAAGGGGUGGAAACUUUUGACAUUGAUCUGGAACAACAAAAGGUGACUGUGAAGGGUAAUGUACAGCCAGAUGCGGUUCUGCAGACGGUUUCCAAAACCGGGAAGAAAACCGAGUUCUGGCCAGCCGAAGGUGCAUCGGCUACUGCUUAAUAUAUUAUAUGUGUUUUAAAUGGUUUUUGAACUUGGUAUUGUAAUUGUAAAUCUAGAACUAUCAGAUGACUGUAACAUUUGGUAUUUUGCACUUGAAUAAAUGCAAAACAUAAUUGUUGUGUUGUGAUUU